GCUCCCUGGUCCCUGGGAGAGGGAUUGCCGGCGCAGGCUCUGCACUGCGCGUCGCUACGGCGCCCGUUCUCAGACCCCGCGGUAUGCGUUGCCGGUUUUUAUCGCAUAUCUCCGCGCUGCCAUGAGAAUAUUUUCCAGCUGUCCUUCACCGCAGCGUCGUCUGGUGGUCGUCGCCGCAUCUUCCCGCAGAUACGUACGGCAGCAUAUAUAGUGAACGCGUGUGCAGAUCGAUAGAUCCAGAAAAAGCUUGCUGGAGCUGGAGUUCACCAGGGAGUGCAGAUGGUCAAAAACACGUUAGGAGAGACUACGGCACGUAGCUGCACUGAUUUCGUAAACACUAUCUUGUUAUUUAUGUCGCCAUAGGUAAGACGAAGUUGUGGGGAAGGUCAUCUACUCUACUGUACUGCGCCCAUGAACAUCCAAAUGCAACACAGGACAAAACAAGAAAUUUUUGGUGCUCUUGUGAUUUUUUGUGUAACGUAACACAAAAACAGUCUCUGAAAAACUGUCAACAGAUUCGUGAACUUGUGACGAUGAAUCCAAACUGAUCGAGUGUUGCGAGACAGUAAAUACGAUUCUCUGGGCUAGAAGGAAGGCGCAGAGAAAUGAUGAGAUUAAUGAACCUCUCAGUACUUUUGAAACUAACUUUGAAGACAGUUGGAGCUGCCCCCGUGGUGAGAUAGGUGGUGUGUGGAAGAGUUAGGUUGUGCUGGAGUAAAGAUUAGUUCGAUACUGAAUCAAGGUAAAAGGUGUAGGAAGAAGUGAAGUGGUGAGGUUAAGGCCUAGUUGUGCGGAGAGUAUUGGCAAGGGCUUCCUGUGACUGGCGGGUAGCCGGUGUGUUUAUGGUGGCAGCUGACGGCAGCCACCACGUGAUCGAUAGCGGCGAGGUCAGAGGGAAGUUGUAGAGGUCAGCCGAGAUCGACCCGCUGGCUGACAGCGCCGUUUCCGUCAGCAUAGGGCGUACUCCUUUGGGGGUGUUCUAUAAGGAGCGUGUGCGUGUUGCGUGCGCAGCGCACGCCUGCGGUGCUGCGUGCGUGCGUAUCGUUUGAUCCGAGCGAUGACGUGUUCCGAGUCGGUGCGGAAUCCGCCUUUCUGGAUUAUCCCGCGAUCUGCCACACCCACCAGCUGCGUGUAGUCCGUGCCGUGUUGUCAGCGCGAGCCUAAUGCGGAGAGACGGGGGCGGCUGUUACACAACGGAUCUGCUGCCGACAGCUCCGGGCUAAUCUUCCACCAUUGUCACGGCGCUACAAUAGUAGCCACAGCCGCAAUCACUGGUUUUCCGAGAGAGAAUUCUCUCUCUCUCUCUCUCUCUCUCUCUCUCUCUCUCUCUCUAUCUUCCCCACCUCUCCCAGCACAUACAACGAAUCGAUUUUCGCUGGCUGCAGUUCCCACCAUUGAAAGGGCCGUCGCCAGAUGUCUACACCGCUACACCGCGCAAUCAAUAAGCGUGUACACAUUUCCCGCUCUACCCCGAGUUCCAAAAUAGCUGCGACGUAGCAGACAGCUCUGUUCGUGCUCCAUGGCAGUCAUUUCCAACCCCUCUUGCACCACAGUACAGCCGUUCGACUCUGAGAAGCUAAAAAAAUCGUUACAGCUGUCAUUGUACAAACAGACUAACCAUCGUCUGUGCGUACUGUUUUGCCAUCCAAAACCUGUACCUGAGCUUCUCAGGCACUGAAAUGUCCGACGAAAUUGACUAUAACUGGUGAGCAAUUUUCUAGGAAAGCAGCCAACAUUACACGUUUCUAUGGCUUAUUCUCGUUCAGUCACAGUCAAUAUAGCUGCGACGUAACCAGCAGCUGAAUUACUGCGUGGUAGUUAACCAUCCCCAGCGCCGCCUACAACCUUGCGGUAAACGGAAAAAAUUUUGGCCCAAUUGUGUCAUCCGGGCAUUACAUAAACAGACGAACUACCUUCUACCUUUACUAUUUUGCCAUUCAAAACCUUUGCAUGUGCUUGAGAAACGUCUCCAUCGAUUUUGAGUAGAGGAGGGUAAUUUUAUUGUAACGUAAUGUUGUUUUGCUACUAUCUCGUUGACGGAUUCCGUUUUCGAAGUCUUCUUGCCAGUGAUUAGCCGCUGUUCGUUUACAUAUAUAGCUCAGUGUCGUCCCUGUUAUUUGUUGUAAUUGUUAAAAGCAUCUGGAUUGGUGAAAGCAAAUUUAUCUCCUCGCUGUUCAAUAAACUCUGUGCUCGUUGUUAAGUCACAAAGAUACCCAUACUGAGGAGUUUCGCUGUACUAACUAUUGCAAAGCGAAACAGUUUUUGAAAUUCGGCCUGUCUAAAGAUUUGUCAUCUAUUGCGUUUCCUCUCCUUUCUCCGUUUUAUGAAAGAGGAAGUAAACGGAUACUGAAUCGUAGGGGAAGACACUCAGGUUUUUUUUUGUAAUGUUUUGUAAUUUGAAUACUUGGGCGGGACACCCAGAAAACGCAGUAUUGGAAGGACGUAGCUCUUCGUAUGAGUCACGACAUUUACCGAUACAGAUUAAUGGUGAAAUCCACCUUGUGCUGAGCUUAGGAAUUUUUUGAAAUUUUUGUAGUUUGUGGAGGUUGCUCAGUUGAGACUACUUCUUGUAGACCAUUUUUACAAACUUCGAAAGAACGAGGUGGUGACUCGAAGUGUAAGAAACGGAAUUUAUUUAAAACUGCAACAUUGUUGUUUACUUGAUUCUCCGACAGAGAACGAUUUUUUUUAUACUCGCCUUAAAGAGACGGUGCAUCUAGUUGGAAGCAAGCUAGCUCUUCAAAGGAGCCCGCAACAUUUGUUUACCGUUUUCAAGCAUUUCUUUAAGAAGAGUAUAUUUUUCUUGAGGAGUACAGACCGUUUUGUAUAUCUGGAGGAAUUUCGUGGCCUCGUUUUCGGAGAAGGAAUUCUGUGAUUCAUUUUUUUACCACUGACGAAUUUUAUAGCUCGCAUUGAGACCUAGAAGUAAGGUGUUGUUGCGUAGACUUUUGUACUAACACAGAAUAGCACGUUGAGUUUUUUUUUCGCUCAGUAGUGCCGUAGCUGUCCUUUCGGCAAUCGUACUUGUACCCCUUUUUGCCGUCAAAAAUAUACGAGCUUAAAUUAGUCGAUAGCUAAGACUGCUAGAGGUAGGAGAUUUCGCGUCGAAAAGCGUAGUUCGAGUAGCAUAUAGGUACGUUACUAGUAAGGUGUACUUUCUCCCUUUGCCGCUGUUCAGAAUUCUCUCACGGUAGAUGCUAGCUGGCGCACCUGAUUGUCAGACUAACAGGUUUCCCCCGCAAUACCCACAUUCACCUCCCGACAGUUUUUGUUGGGCAACUCGAUAGCUCAGCACACCCUAGACAUGUUCCGUUCGCUUUUUGGUAGAACCCUCGUAGUUUACAGAUCCCGCUAUUCCCGCUGUUGUUGUAGUCAGAAGACUUUUUAAGUAUCCGGUUGUUCUUGUUACUGACGUGAUUUCUGGCAAUCAUCAAAGUGGCUGUGUGAGAAAAUUUUUUGCUAAAAGAGAGGAUAACGACAAAAAUCUUCAGUCAGAUAAAAAGGAUAUAUUUUGAGCAGAAAUAAGUCAGGAAAAUUAGCAUUUUUUGGAAUACAGUUUUUCUCUUUCUUAUUUUGUAUUAAUCCGAAGAGACGGUGUAGUUUAUUUCUUAAAAGGUUUUUGAAGAAUGUGUAAAACGUAAGAAUAGUUCUGCGGUUUUUGUCGUGAAACGUGACAUCGAACGAAUUAGUUGUCUCGUAAAACAUUGUAAAGCAGCUCUUGUGAAAUUCAAGCACGGAUUUUAUCCUGUUUACAGUUAAGCAGUGAUCUGAAGUAACUUUGCGCUUUCUCGAGUUGCAUACGUAUCUGUUACAAUCUGUAUACUAGAGAGCCAGGGUCCAUCUUCCAAGAAAUUUUGUUGGGAAGGUACUAGGUAACGGAAAGUCUGUUAUUAGUGGUGGGCCAUUUCAAAACACCACGUGCUUUCUAACGUCUGCAGACGAGAACGGUUUUCGUUUCGCAAAUGUGCAGCCGUAUGUAAUAAACAGUACGUUAAAAUUUGCGGUCACCAUUACGUACACAGAGUGAUAUUCUGAAUACUGAGUGCGUCUUCCAGUGCGAAAUUAGCCAAUCGUGAAUACGAGCGCAGUUUAGCAAAGCCCACAGGAGCGUCAUUCACAUUAGAAGCCGAUCAGGGAGCCUCUUCGAAGUUACUCGUAGUUGUGCACCGUUAACUUCACGCGGCAGUAUCUUUGCAUUGUAGUCUUUUUAGCGCAGCGCAGAGCAUCUAUAAGACAACUUCUUCGUGCAAGUAGUCGAUUUCUCACGAUCCAGUGCGCCGUUUCUUAUCUCAGUACAUAAGUAAACUUGGUCGACACAGACUUACAAGUUUCUAGUUCUUCACUGUUAAAACUGAAAUUGUGAAGAUCCUUUGCCUCUACGAACAAGAAAAGUGUGUGAAAUGAGUCUGGGAAUAACAAGUUACCUUUAAAGAAACAAGUUCUAAAACUUCACAGAAGGUUGAAGACACAACUUUUGAACUGAGUCUCUCAGCAAUCACAACGAUUGCUAAAGAUUAGGUUUUGCAACAGUUGGUUAAGCGGUAAAUAUAUCUACAGAUAGACGAGCAACUGGUGGAAAGUGAAGUAAGUCCAGUGAUUAAGCGUCAUUAGAAGUUUAACCAAGAGUUGUACGACCCCAAGAAGGUGGACCAACGAUUAUAUGACGCUGAAAAGGUGCGCCAGUGAUUAUUAAGACUGCGAAAUCAAUACUUAAAAUUUUCACCAGCGAUCAGAAUUACAUGGAGACUGAUCACGGCUCAGACAUAUCCCAUGAAGUUUUGUCAGUGAUCUACUGUGAUCAGUCAGUGAUCAAACCUAUCUAAAGCUUCCAACAGUGGUGGGAACUGCUGAGGUACUCUUUGGAUGUGUCUCUAUUUCACCAAUUGAUCAGAACUACCUCAAGUCCAGCCAGUGGUCAGAAGUGCUAAGUGGACGCCGUGGUCAGAAGAACCUCAAAUUCUGUCUGUGAUCCGAAGAUCUCUCAAGUUCUCCGAAGAUCCCUCAAGUUCUGCCAAGUGAGCAGAAGAACUACCAAGUUCUCUGUAAUCAGAAGAACCCCCAAGUUCUGCAAGUGAGCACGAGGACUGCAAUUCCUGGCAGUGAUCAGACGAUCCCCAAGUUCAGCCAGUGGGAAAGAACCUCCAGCCAGUGACCACGAGAACCCUAAUUCCAGCCAGUGAUCCCCAUAUUCUGCCAGUGAUCAGAAGAUCCCCUAAUUCUGCCAGUGAUCAGAACAUCCCCAAAUUCUGCCAGUGAUCAGAAGAUCCCCAAUUUGUACCAGUGAUCAGAAGAUCCCCCAAGUUCAGCCAGGGAUCAGAAGAUCCCCCAAAUUCUGACAUCAGAAGAUCUUCAAAUUCUGACAGUUAUCAGAAGAUCCACAAGUUCAGCCAACGAUCAGAUCUACCUCGAGUCCAGCCAGUGGCUGGAAGAACCCUGAGUCCAGUCAGUGAUCCGAAGAUCAUUAUCCAUUUGGCAAUCGAUCAAAAGUUCUCAAAUCAGGACCACAUUUGGGGCUAAUUGAAUUUGGAUCAGCGACCAGAGAUACCUGGUGCUAGACACGAGGUCAGUGAUCAAUAGCAGGAGUGUGUUACGUUGGGGAAAGAAGGCUGUACAAGAACUGUGAAGAGAGUCUGAGGUGUUGGGAGGAGAACAGAGAGUGCGGUGGGCCUGGGAUGUGAGAGUGCAGUUUGGAGAUGGCGACGACAGCGACGCCGCCCCCAGAGAAGGCCGCGGCGGCCGCCGCCGCCCCCAGACCGGCGCGCCGCCCCACGUCGCUGUGCGACCCGCCGGCGGCGCUGCAGCAGCUGGAGGCGGCCGCCCCCGGGGGCCGCAGCCGGCGGCCGGACCUGGGGCUGGCCUUCUCGCGCCCACACGCCGACAAGGAGCGCCGCCUCCUGGCCGAGCAGGCGCGGGGGCGGGCCCGCCUCCAGAGGCGAUCCCUGGGCCGCGAAAUCACGUACCAGCAGAUGACUACGACAGAGUCACUCCUGGCGAGACUGAAUCUGAUGCCAAAGCCAGUGGGACAUUGCAACAAAGAGGGCAGUAUGCAGGAACCAAAGGAAGAAGACGAGAAGAAUGAGUCAAAGAACGAAUUAGAAGAAGUGGAGACUGAUAGUAACUCCAGGCUGGAAGCGAGCAGGACAGAACAGCCGUCACCCGGCCAGCAGGAAGCCGAGGAACGGAGGCCGGUGCUCCCGCACGACAGCCCAAUGUCGACGUCGGAGCCCGGCUGCGACCGGGACCGGCUGACCUCGCUGUACCACGGCACGUGGCCCGUGGAGCACAGCCUGUGGCACAGUGGGCCCAGCUCCCUGGGUGCUGGUGGCAGCGGCAACCCCAGGGGUCUCCAUGCACAGCUCAACGGCAGCCAGGAGAUAUCCAGCACCGUAAGCUUUACAUCGUCUAACGGCGCGGGCCCCCCAUCCGGCGCAUGUUCCCUGGAGAGUGAGCGCCGGUCCUACAGCUCCCAGCAGCUGGGCCACAAGGUGGACAUGGUGUACAACCUGCUGUCGAUGCUGCGCCACGAGCGCCAGGACAUGAGCCGCACCCUGCUCGCCAUGUCGAGCUCGCCCGAGAGCUGCGCCGCCAUGCGCCAGUCUGGCUGCCUACCUCUGCUGGUGCAGCUGCUGCACUCUCCGGGGCAGAGUGCGGAGGUGCGGGCGCGAGCUGCGCGUGCGCUGCGUAACGUGGUGCAGGCGACGCCGGAGCCCGACAGGCGCGGGCGACGCGAGGCGCGCGUGCUGCGCCUGCUGGAGCAGCUGCGCGAGUACUGCGAGACCCUGAGGGCCACACUGCAGGGGCAGCCCUCCCCACAAGAUGAUGAAACAGACCACCACCCUGGUCCAGCAAUUGCUGCACUAAUGAAGCUAUCGUUUGAUGAAGAGCAUCGCCAUGCCAUGUGUCACCUAGGUGGACUGCUCGCUGUUGCAGAACUCAUACAGAUGGACCACGAGGCCCACGGUGGAGCGACAUCCGACCAGGCGUGCGUGACACUCAGGCGGUUUGCCGGAAUGGCACUGACGAACCUGACGUUUGGCGACGGCGCCAACAAGGCUCUGCUGUGCUCGCUGCGGCCCUUCAUGAGGGCGCUCGUCGCACAGCUGGCAUCUCCCAGCGAAGACCUCCGACAGGUGACGGCAAGUGUGUUGCGCAAUUUGUCAUGGCGUGCGGACGGAGCCAGCAAGCAGGCACUGCGUGAGGUGGGGGCAGUCCCUGCACUCGUUCGGGCUGCUAUGGCUGGCACGAAGGAGGCGACACUCAAGUCUAUACUGUCUGCUCUCUGGAACCUGUCAGCACACUGCAGCAUGAACAAGGUUGACAUAUGUGAAGUUGAGGGAGCGCUUGGAUUUUUGGUGGAUAUGCUGAGCUAUGAAGCCCCAUCAAAGACACUGGCCAUUGUCGAGAAUGCUGGCGGCAUACUACGUAACAUCUCGAGCCACAUUGCUGUGAGGGAAGACUACAGGCAAAUCUUGCGGGAGCACAACUGCCUGCAGACACUGCUGCAGCAGCUGAAGUCGCCAUCGUUGACAGUGGUGAGCAACGCGUGCGGUGCCCUGUGGAACCUGUCGGCACACUCCGCACGCGACCAGCGCGCACUCUGGGAGCUGGGCGCUGUCGCGAUGCUACGCUCGCUCGUACACUCCAAGCACAAGAUGAUCUCCAUGGGUUCGUCUGCUGCUCUCAAGAACCUGUUGGCCGCACGCCCCCACCAUGAGGCACUCUUUCCCAUGGAUGCCACAGCCAAAGGCAUGGGCCUCCCGCAACUGCCCAGCCUGUACAUCCGCAAGCAGAGGGCACUGGAGCAGGAACUGGACCAGACGCUGGCCGAGACGUGCGACAACAUCGAACCCAGCACGUCGCCCCCGCCCACCGGCGCGCGCUCGUUCCACUCGGACAGCGGGGCGGACCGCCUGACGAGGAGCGGCCACCGGGCCAGCAGUUUCUACCACCAGCAGCACUCUGUCAGCAGGUCCGAGAGUAAGGAUUCUGUGACGAGCACCCAUUCGGACUCGGUGUUUGAACGCGCCAUGCUGGGGUCGAGGGUCCCUCCGUCGACGGCUCGGCUGCUGCGCCACCGUGGACUGUGCCCGGGCACCGUGCCCGAGGAGGACAGGGCAUCCACCGGCAGCAGGGAGAGGCGCUCGCAUUCGCUGCCACACGCUGCCAGACUGAGCUCCGAGGAAUCGAGAGGGGUCCGGCCGCUGAGCGCUGCAGGGGAGAUUCAGACUGAACCUAGGCGCAGCGAUUCUGCAUCGCCGGAGAUUCGUAGUGGCUAUUCCUCUCUACGCGCGGCAACGUCUUCGGUCUCGAGUGAACGGUUUGACCGAUCAUCUACAAGUAAUACUGUCGCCACCGUAUCGACGGCGACGGUCCGCUGUGAGUACGUUGCAGACGUCAGUACUACAGCGAGAAAUGGAUUGCCCACACCAGAACUCUCGAAUGAUACAGAGCCGUACCCUCAAGUGACGGCCAGAGCACCUGUCACAACAGCAGACCUUCCGCUUACAAGUGCGCGAGUUAAGGCAGGAGCAAUGUACAAGAAGAAACUGAGCAGCGUGUACGGGGAUUACGCGGAGACGGACUUGGACCAGCCGACAGACUACAGCCUGCAGUACCAGGAGGAGGAAGACGAGGAGAGUGCAGAAGCUGCUCACAGGCAGCUCCACGGGAGUGACCAAGACCGUGUCAAUUACUACAGUGACGCUGCUCACGAAGACACCUUGAAGACGUACUGCACAGAAGGGACACCUUACGAGACACCGUACAAUUUCUCCACUGCGACCUCCAUGUCUGAUCUGAGAUGUGAACCGCCUACCCCACAGUCGGAAAAGGUGAAGGAGGAAGAAGUCGAAGCACCGCAUGCGGCAUCCGAUGAUGCCAACCCAGCCGAGGAGGAAGUGGCUGCUGAGAGACAGCUGAAGCCUGCAGUGGAAGUGCAGGCAGAGGCGACACCUGCCGGCUUUGUGUCCCCUGAGAAGCCCGUCGCGUACUGCGAGGAGGGCACACCCUGUUUCUCCCGCGUGAGCUCGCUCAGCUCCCUGGCCAGCCACCCCGCGGCGCCGGACGACCACCGGCACCUGGUGGGCGCCGCGGCGUCCGCCCAAGCCACUGUGCCGACCGGACGAGCUCUGCACCCGCAGGAGACAGUCGUGGAGGAGGCCAAGGAGCAGAGGGAUGGCGCAUGUGCUAACAAAGUCGUCACCUUUGCUGGAGCAGAGGAGACACCACUGAUGUUUUCUCGAUGUAGUUCUCUUGGGUCACUGAGCAGCUUCGAGCAACAUUCGAUACAUGAUGACCGCAGCUCUGUCAUAAGUGAUUUCAGCCGGAGGACGAGCGGUGCCGUAUCUCCCAGCGAGCUGCCGGACUCGCCGACACAGACGGUUCCUCCGAGUCCCGGCCCCCACCACUCCGGGCCGGCUUCCGUCACUGGAGCGCCUGCCCGGUCCGGCCACAGGGCUGGAGACUUUGUGGGCCGUCUGCCAGAGAGGACGCACCUGCUGCCGGCCGCCAGGCACCACGGUGGCAGAUCGAACGCUCCCAAGGCAAGUGUAUUUGAAGAUGAUGUAGCAGCAUUUAAGGAGGAGGACACACCUGUGGAGUUUUCGAGAGCAACGAGUCUCUCGUCACUGACCAUUGAUGAUGAGCCAAAGAUCUCAAAUGAUACUCUUUUGAAGGAAGUUCGUACGACACCCAGGCAGUCCCCGUCGCUGCAGGUGACGUCCGAAGAGGACGGCACGGAGAAGCAGGACCGCGAGAAGGGCACGGAGUGCGGCGAGCUCCCUCCUGUCAGCGAGGGCGAGGAGGAGGCUGACGAGGACAUGCUCAAUGCGUGCAUCAGUGUGGGGAUGCCUGGCACCAGCAGGCAGCGGCACUACGACAGGCUGGGCCACCGUUCAGCCGGCCACGCGAACCGGAGCCCGGGCCGCCCCAGCGGCAUUCCGCUCAAGGUGGGAGCUGGCCCUCGCAGGCAUGCCAAAGUGGUGGCUGCGCCCCAGCCGCAGAACAACUACGUAGAGCAGAUGAACGCCGGAGGUCCGUGUGAGGACACUGUGCGCACCUACUGCACCGAGGGCACUCCAGCAGCCGGUCUGUCUCAUGCCGGCUCGCGUUCCGACCUCUCUGUGUUGUCGUUACCGGGGACUGGCACGGGAACAGGGGACCUCUCGGACGACAACUUGUCAGCUGGCGGCGAUGAUAACAUGCUGGCAGAAUGCAUCCAGUCUGGCAUGCCUAAGGCUAAGACGCCCAGCACCUCGACGGUGCUGCACCGGCCCGCGGCUGCUGCGGACACCGCCUCAGCUGCCCGCGUGGUGCCGAGGCGUGCGUCCUCGCUGUCCUCCAGGCUGCGCGUGCCGCCGCCGGGGCAGGCUGCCCAGGACGAGCUCGAGACGUUUGCCACCGAGGACAGCCCGCACAACUUCUCGGUGCGCUCUUCUCUCAGCGACCUCACCACGGGCUCGGGAGAACCUGCAGUACUGUUGAAGAGACCUUCACAAGGACACCCCGUGUUUGAGAAUGGCUGCAGCAGUAGCAGCCUACCGGUGCCCGCAUACCCGGAGGGUGCUGUGCCCCCAGCUAGGGGCACUUCUCCCAGUUCUUUGGAUGCCACCACGGUGGAGGACAACAGCUGCCAGGCUUCAGAGGAGCUUGGUGUGAGCUGCGCAUCAGCGUCCGAAGAAGUGCAGACUGUACUCAGUCGUGGGGGAUCCCUGAGUUCACUGAGUGUCGACUCCCUUGGUUCGACGGAGCCGACGCCCUCGGAGCAGGCUCUGCUGGAACAGUGCAUCAAUUCUGGAAUGCCAAAGAGCCGCGGAUCGUCCUCUCGGGCUGCUGCCUGUAGAAUUCCCCUGCCGGUGGACCGAAACAUGCAAGCACAGAAGCCAGAGGUGCUCAGCCGAACGCGGAACCACGAGCACGGCAUCUCACAGCUCGAGUCGAGAAUGGCGGUCCUGUCUCUGAGGACGGCCGACGACGACGGAAGCCGACCGCCAAAAAACGAGAGGCUGCCGCCUCCUCCUCCUGCUGCUGCCCAGACUGCGGCGGACGGCGGAGGCGGCGCAAGCACCACCACCACCGUCACCACCACAGACACGGUCACCAACAGCAGCAAGCCGACGGAGCAGCUGCAUCCUCGAGCACAUCCGCUGACUGGACCGCCCUCGGGAGGAGCACCGGACAGCAGCCCGACUGUUCCUGCCGGAGGCCUCCCCGCGGCCGUCGGUAGAGUCUGCGGUGCGAGCGGUCACCUGGUAGACUACGAGUCUUGCCGGACGGAAAUUGGCAGUAAAAGUGACUCGACGGCAAGUGACGAAAUGGAUAAUAGGCUUCGCGAUACGGAUGCGAGGGAGACUUUGCCAGCAGGCGACAGUGGCAGUUCUAUGAAUAAGACUGACAUAGACAUUCGACGGAGUAGAGUAGCGUAUACUGGUGACGUGGACGGGGAACGACUGCCGAGUGAGGAGAGACUCGGUGGGGAUGUCUUUGUGGUGGAUGGCGUCACACCGACAGACACUUGUACUUCAGAUCUCGCACCGGUGUGUGUCGACAACAGGCUGUUAGAUGCAACAGUAAGAGAAUCAAGGACAGUACGUAACGUUCUGCCGUGCCAUUCGCCAGAAAUUUUUGUGGAAACUGAUAAGAAUGAACCACUUUAUGAUAAUGACAUCCGAGAUAUGAAAGGUGUUACGGAAGAGCGUGAAGUUUUCAAUAAUGAAACUGAAGCCUAUUUAGUUGAAUCUCGUAUCUCUGCAGAUUGUUCAGAGGAUGUUAAGGAUUCUGUUGACGGUAGAGUGCCUGCUGAUGAGCCCUCAUUAUUGGAGAGUGAGCUGAAGUUAAGUGUAGAAGUGCCUCACUCGAUGCCGAGUCCCGAUAAGCUAAAAUGUACAGAUCGGGAGUACUUGUUAGGGGACCAGUUAGAUAUCUCUCCAAAUGACAAUAUUAUGUCACUGAAUGUUGAUAUAGACAGUAAAAAACCAUACGAGUUUCAGUGUGAUGAAGACCGUGUCCCAGAAAGUGUACGAGAUGUGCUAAAAGAACAGUUUGUGUCUGAUGGUGACGAACUCGGUUGUGCAGAGGAGGAACAUCGAGGAGUAGAUGCACAAGUGACAGCUGUCUGUGAUAGUGCUGAAAAUAUCCUCAAUCUUGAUGUGAAAGAGGAAGAUGACAGUCCUGUGGAUGGGUUUUCUGACAGGGCUUUUGUCAAUGGACCGGAUGUCGUCACUCUCGGAGACCUCGAUAACGCUCGGUCAGUUCUCGACGAACUGGAUAAGGACAGCAUUCCUUGUAAUGACAUAUACGGUGAAUCUGCAGAACACCUGCAGGUGGCAGCAGAGGCGUGUACUGACAUCAGUGACGUCAUGAUUGGCCUGCUGGACAAUUUGGAGCGUGCAGAGGGUGCUGUCGGUGCCCUAGGAGUCGCCGAUCUCUCUUGUGCUUCGGAGGCAAAGUUGGCAUAUAAAACUGAUCUGCAUGAUGAGGCCUCAGUCCAGUCAGAUAAGUUUGCAAGUGCACCUGAUUUGAGACAAGAGGUUAAGAGUUCAUUAUUGAGGUCUGAAGCUGUUGCCGCUCUAAGCGAAGCAGCUGUGACAUCUUGCGAGAUUGUGGGUCCUCGUAGUGAAUCUAACACCAACUCACUUUCAGACGUCAAUCGGCACGACGGUGACGUUCCCACAGCAGUUGGCGAAGAGGUACCGUGCUCAGCACGAGCUGUCGCCACAGCUACUCCGGCCGAUGCGUCGCCGAGGAGAGGGAGACGAGACUGCAAACCAUCGAUCCAGAGGCUGCUGAGUGAUAUUCAGGAGCACACCCUCGUCUCGCCUACUGACGGCUCCGGUUUACAACUCGGUCUCGAAUCCACAGAAACAGAUUUAGAGAUGCCGGCGAACGUAGUGCCCGAUGACCGUACAUAUUCUCUGGACUCUCUCAGCCCCGACUCCAAUCUCAACAGGCCCAACAUAGCGACACCCGGCUCGUAUUCGUCAGAGUCGAAACAGAAGGAGUCUCCCUCGGGUGACAGGUUGCCGGAGUGGCCGACGGAGGAGAACGCUGCAACCAAGGUGGAAGGCGCCGAGUUGGUGGAAGGUGCUUUUGGCUCGGUGCGGCCCAGGCUGCCGACUGGUGACCACACGAUAUCUGAUGUCGAUUCUGUGCAGACGCCUUCACCACUAGAUGCUGGUGGACCUUUGGGGAGGACCGGAGUUCUAGACUCGACUAUUGUAAUGCGACAGAGCUAUGGUGCUGGGGACACGUGGAACGAAGAGGUGUCACCCAAUGACGUGUCCUUCCCGAGCCUGACAGUGCCAGAAGGAAGCGAAUCGACCGAACUCGACGCCGUACGUCCUCCGUCGCUGAUGACCAGCCUCAUCUCCAUGACGACGAGCUCCGAGACCGGCGCCGCGUUGGCUGCCGAAGCGGAGGCUGUGGCAGCUGCCAUAAAUGUCACCACACAGCAGUCGGGUGGCUCGGUGCGGCAGAACCGUAAGAGAUCUCUGCCCAGUCUCAUGGUGCGGAGGGCUCUCGGCAGCCUGGAGAACUUGUCCGGGGACAACGGCUGUGUGAGUGCUUCUAGCAGCUGCACUUCGCAGCUGGACCACGUACGGCCCCCGGCCGACAUGGAGAGCAGCAUGCUGAGUGUCGCCAGUAUCACCUCUGAGGUUGCCGAGGUGGAGGAAGAUCUACCAGACGGGGGAGCCAGCUGCAGCACCGGCGGGGAAGACCUCACGGAGUCGGGCAGUGGAGGGGGCGGAGUAGGAGGAGGUGGCGGCGGGGGGACGGCCUCCCCCGUCACUUACGGUACGACUGCCAAGCCGGCUUCACAAUCUAGGAUAGCGACGAGACAGACGCCACGGCAGAGGAGGCAAGCCGCGCGCGACCGCUACCGCACUUAUACCGUCAACACGGCGGCGGCCGCCGCUGCAGAACUUCACGCGACGAUGGCCAGUGAGACGGUGGAGGAAGCGAUGGAAGCCACCACACCUUUAGCGGAAGAGCCUCCUCCGUCAGAAAUUUCACCACCACCAGAGAACGAAACUGGCAUUCGGACGGGUACGUACCGAAUCACACCGAAGCAGAGGAGGCAAGAGGAUCGGCAGCGGUUCCAGACACAGGUGCUGGACAAGCCGGCUGUCGCAGUCGCGUCCCCCACCACCCAGAGCCGAGAUAUCGCGAUGAGCCCACCUACGGCAGAGUCUACUCCUAUGGCGGCGGUCGCCGCAGCCAGGAAACAUCGCAGGUCUGCCGAGAGCCGAGACAGGUUCAGGACGCGCACUCUGGAUGGGGACAGAGACCUGAAAGCAGCUGAAGAUGCUGAAAACCACUCGCCUCCGUCAGCGGCGGACGAGCUGCUCCUGAACAGCCUGCUGGAGAGGGAGGCGCACAUCCUUGCCGAGGAGGUGGAGACGCUGCGCACGGGUGACAGUCUGCUGCUCGAGUGCGAGACGCUGAGCCUGGUCAGCAUCGACAGCGAGAACACGAGCGAGUCGGGCCACGGCGUCGAGGGCUCCAACGGGGACGAAGACGUCGAGGUUGAAGUUGAAGUCGAAGUUGAAGUCGAAGUGGGAGCGGGCCCUCCACACACGGAGCUCCUCCACCCCGUGCUCGACGACGAGGGGGAGGAGGGCGACGUGGAAGAGAAGACGCUGAGAGCGGGCGGCUGCGACACGCCGGAUCCCGACGACGUGCUCGGGCUCGGCGACGCGGAGGAGGCGGCCGGGCCACGGCGGCAGCGGACCGCGUCAGAAUGCAUUGCGUACGGAGAGGCCGUGCCGGCAGAAGUGGACCUCGUAGGUGGCAGUCCGGUGGUGGCGAAGGAGGAAGAGCGAGAGGAAGGGCUGUCUGAAAACUCUGAAGACCAGAGUUUGUCAACGGACGAUGAAGAGUGUGCCCAGAAGAAACCGAGGAUUGUGAAACCAGUCACGAGGAGUCGUGACGGGAGUGCCGACGGCAGCCCGAAGCCGAUAAGAGGACGGCGUAAACCUCUGCGUGCCGGUCGGAGUGGCAUACCUGUGACGGCUGUGGCUCCUAUCAAGGUUCCUGUCGUUCAGACAGCGAAAGUGCCGCAGCAGAAGCUGCAGCAGCCGAAACAACAGCAGCAGCAGCAACAACAACAGCAGCAGCAGCAACAGCAGUCGCAGAUACCAGUCCAGCAGCUGCCUGUGGCGCCGGCACCGCUGGAGUCAGAGCAGCAGCAACCUGACCCACGUUUUCGACCACCGGAGCGUCAGGGAACAUUCACAAAGGACGAACCCACAGCGGUUACUGCAGCGAAGCCGACAGUGGCAACGGCAGCUCCGCCCGAACAGAACCGAAAGAAGAGGCGGCCGUUGACUGCCGGCAGGCCGACGACGUCUGCGUCUGCAGUCACAGUCGGUGCACAGGCCGCAUCCGCCCCCACUUCUGCCAAGAGGGGCACGGCGCGGCGCGAAGCUACCAGCAAGAUCGCUGGGCUCUGGAAAAAGGCUGAAGAAUCAAAAACAAAGCAGAAACAACAGCAACAGCUGCAAAAGAGGGAAGCAAGGGGAGGAGGCAGUGCCGCUUCUCAUGUGGCACAGUCUGCAACAGCACAGAAGGCGAGCUCGACUACCGGGCGAGGGAGGACCGCAGCGAGAGCACCGACGUCCCGGAUCCCGACAGCUGACUCGGUAGCGGCACCGACACGUACGGAGAAGGUGGCUCGUAAAGAGUUGACAUCAGCCACCACCCGAACGGAGAGGGGAGGUCCGACCACAGGGAGAGGCACUACGGGGAUCGCCAGCUCAUUGGCCAAGCCCCGGAGAGUGCGCGAGGAUGCCGCCACGACCGUGCCCGCACAGGCGCCGCAUGCGGCCACCGGUCCCGGCCGACCCUUCGCUCGCCCCGCUAACCCGCGCCCGGCGUCUGCCAUCGUCCAGCCGUUCAAUUACAGCCCGCCGACGUCGCAGAUCCAGCAGCCGUCGCCCGUGAGGUCGCAGAUACCGACGUUGGUCAAGAGGGAGGAACCACCUCUACAACUGAACACUGCGUCGAUUCGCAUCACGACCGUGUAGAAGCUCGGCGCACCAUUUGCGGGACGGUAGAGAUUUGCGCCCUAAAGUGGUGAUACGGCAAUGGAAGUACUGUGCCUGUACAUUUUUCUCUGCUUCAGCUACUGGUCAGAGGCAAGUGCCUCGCCUAGUUUGACGACCGAGUGUUCGGCUGAUAUAACUUGAGGCACUGAUUUCUGUUAUACCUGAAGACACACACACACAGUCUGGUUAACUCAGUCAAACGACCCUAUUACGGAAUGAUUAUCAGUAUGUAGAAGUUUCCCAUCGACUGCUACAUUGCUUGCAGUGUAAAGAAAUUCUUCCACAAAAUAAUAGCCUUAAAAUACUGUGGUGCCAAUUGUAACACAUUUAUGUAAGAUAUAUACCGCAAUGCAGAGGCUUUAAAAAUGGUGUUACUCAUUAAAUAUUUGUGGUUCAAUAUUACAGAAAUUCCUAUGCCUUUGUGCGAUGCUGUUUUUCUUUUGCCUCAUCUUGAAAUUAUGUGUAACAAAGUUCAUCUUCCAUAAAAAUAUUUAUUCUGUCAUGUGGAUGUUGCUGAAUAAUGUGGUGCAAAGCCGUGGCCACACACAACCUCAGUUUCCGAUAAUAAGACUGGUAGUCUCCAAAGUCAAGUGGUGCUUCUAGUUUGUGAAAUGUGGUACUCUGUAAUGAAACCUGAUGUCCAAGCAUCUUCUUCUGCAUUUACUGCUGCUGCUGUUUUCUUUAUUUCACCAUUCGAGGAGGUACCGUCUGGGUCAAAUCUUAGUCGGUGAUCCGGGGAGUUUUAAUUACAGAUUGGGAGGUACGUGUAUGAAUAAAGUUCUGCUGGCUUCGUAUCAGUGAUAAUGAAGCCACUGUCUUAAAUUUUUCCCCUUCCGAGACUUUGAGUGAGCUCAGUAGUUUGAGAACUGGUAAUUCCAGUUCCUUCAGCAUGAAGCUACCUGUUGUAUGUGCCUUGAAUCUCUUCGAUGUCGAGAGAUAUCCUUGCUUGUGUACACUCACUGGCGUGUAUUUCUCAUCUGCCAGAGCUAAGUGUAUUGCUUCAGCUCUGUCCAGAGUCAUGAGUGGUAAUCUGUAACUACAUAAAAAGAAAUUUGCUACUGUUGUCACCUUUUAUUGAUGUGUUUUAACCUCAUCUUGUCUUUCACUUUUUUUUAUUUCUGCCAGCAGAAAGAUUGAAACAAAGCAGGACGGUGCCUUAUGUUAAUAUACAUUAUAGUUACAUUUCACUUCUACAACAGUUUGUAGAAUGGCCUCGCAAAGAGAUCACACUUCUUAUAGUACCUCGUGUAAAAUUAGCUGAUGUAAUUUUUUUUACUAUGUAGGAAGUGAGCAGAGCAUUUGUGGUGUCUCUAACAUUGAAAGAAAAUUUUUGUGAUAGUACCUGUGAGUUUUGUGCGUCAGUUGUUUAGUAUACACUGAGAUAUUUCAUUUUAUAUAAUCGUAAAAUCAAAAUGUAAUACUCAUUUAAAGAUUUUAAUUACUGUAGAAUCCAGCAACCUCCACAAAAUUCUUAUCUUACUCCUGCAUCGCUUGACUGAUAUGUACCUGUACCUUUGUGUAGGCAUAGAUAAUUUUUGAAAGUUUCAUUCCGAGUUCACUAUAAUUAUGCGCACAUGGAAAUACUCGUACACAUUAUUGUGGCCAGGGUGUUAGAACUGUGAAACUUGAAAAUGAUUUCUUUUUUUUAUUUUUGCGAGUGUUGGUGGUGAAUUGUGAAAUGUGCUGUGGUAUUUGUCAGUUGUUAAGACUCGUGACAGGCAAAUGUGGAAGUCUCGACUGCAUGUAGGUACUUAUCGUAUAUUGCCUGAUGCUGCAUUUUUUAUGUACAAGCUGCUUCUGAAAGUGGGUGUUUCUCUUUGGUGAGAAAUGCUUUUUCGGGUGCUUUGGUGUACAGCAAGAAAGGCUGUUAAAUUGUGUGCAGAGACCAUGUUCUUGGUGGCUUUGUGCUUUUGUGAUAUUAGGAGAUGGAGUGGUUUUCAGUGAAAAUGAUUUUUUUUUCUUUUUUUUUUUCUCUUCGCCCCACUGAUAUCUGUCUGUCGGCUUUGUGCAAUUCUCUUCACCGUUUGCAAACUGCACUGUGUAAAGAUAAAGGCAUUUAUAAAGGUCUAAAACAACUGAUGUCUAAUUUAUUGUUGUAAUGUAAGUUGUGUUAAAAACUGUAGUUGUGUCUAAAGCUUGUGUAUCUUCCUUUUUCUUCAGUCUAUCCCAGUGUAAAAUGAUUUUAUGUUAAUUCAGUAUAAAAGUAUUUUAGACAAAA
Messenger RNA from Schistocerca gregaria, 18261 nucleotides. RefSeq lists its product as uncharacterized. Gene Ontology annotation, molecular function: gamma-catenin binding; beta-catenin binding; microtubule binding. The coding region runs from base 5694 to 16022 and encodes 3442 amino acids. Gene Ontology annotation, biological process: negative regulation of microtubule depolymerization; regulation of cell differentiation; positive regulation of protein catabolic process. Gene Ontology annotation, cellular component: cytoplasmic microtubule; catenin complex; beta-catenin destruction complex. The record is from RefSeq and is a predicted model, not a curated record. The transcript is spliced from 35 exons. Lineage: Eukaryota; Metazoa; Arthropoda; Insecta; Orthoptera; Acrididae.